Amorphotheca resinae ATCC 22711 is the source of this 850-nucleotide messenger RNA. RefSeq lists its product as hypothetical. Lineage: Eukaryota; Fungi; Ascomycota; Leotiomycetes; Helotiales; Amorphothecaceae. The transcript has 3 exons. The record is from RefSeq and is a predicted model, not a curated record. The coding region runs from base 100 to 432 and encodes 110 amino acids.
CAGGCCGGUUUUUCGGUUUCCUUUCUAUCAAAAACAAUUAUUCUUGGAAAAAUCAAUUGAAAAAUCUUCAGAUACCGCACGAUACAGCCAGCCGCUAUCAUGAACAGGAUAACAUCCUCAAGCGCGCGCAGAUUCGCAGCUCAAUUGCGCAGACCCAACGCCGUCUCGCAAACCAGAUGGAGCUCGACCGAGCCCACUGCAUCAGAUCAGAAACCCGUCUCUCCCCAUAUCGGUUUCUACAAGACGUUCGCGCGGCCCAUAGCCAAAGUGUUGCUAAUGGCGACGUUCACAUACCAGCUGGCGUAUUUCGCAUGGGUGAAGUUGGAGAAGGAGGAGAUAAAGAGCGAGCGACGAGCGGAGAUUGAGAGCUUGGAAAAACAGUUAGAGGAAUUGACAAAGGGGAAGGGGAAGGAAAAGGCUGCUACGCCUUGAGUUGAGAGGAAGAACUAUAUGGGCCAGGGGAAGGGCUCUCUGGAUUUGAAGCUCUUACGUGACUACAAGUGGGUGGUGUUCUAUACUUGCCCUACUUUAUCUGAAUGAGCUCCCCGAGAACGUGUUGACAGGCCUGCUCCCGACGGAAGGCAGACCGGGUGGCCCAGUCGAGUUGGAGCCAGGCGUCUGUGGAGUUUAGGAGGAUGCCUUUCGAAAAGCGGAGAUUGUAUAGCUGUCAAUAAGCUAGGUAGAGUUAUGUUAGACCUAGGUGAGCGACGGCGUACUAGGUUUGAGGCGGAUUGUCGAGUACGAAGACGACAGCGGGCUUGUGUACAUCUACGACUGGUUUCAGAGCUCUGGUGAGGGAUAGAUAUAAGGAACCUCUUCCUUCAUGGUCUCUGCGCGUAUAUGAUCAGCC